AUGCAGUUUGCCAUUGCCCCAAGUCUUUGCUCACUCUUUAAUCAGUCAUUACAUACUGGUACUGUUCCAUCUGAAUGGAAAUCAGCUGAUGUUUCACCAAUUCAUAAGAAAGAUAAGAAAGAACUAGCUAUCAACUACCGUCCAAUUUCACUGCUAUCUAUCAUCAGCAAAGUCUUGGAGCGAUGCGUUUGUAAUCGUUUCUACGAACAUAUCCGAGAUUCGAUUAACGAAGCUCAGCAUGGAUUUCUUCAAGGCCGUUCUUGUACUACACAGCUUCUUUCAACGUUACAUCGUAUUGGAAAAUUGCUUGACAAAAAUACCCAGACGGACAUUCUAUUUCUUGACUUCGCUAAAGCCUUCGACUCAGUGGAUCAUGCCAUUCUCCUAAGAAAGCUGAAAGAUUACGGUAUCUCAGGAAACCUUUACAGAUGGUUCUCUGACUACCUGCAUAACCGUACCCAGCGAGUUGUUGUAGAGGGUGCUGCUUCGUCAUGGUCCCCUGUCACUUCUGGCGUUCCACAGGGAAGCAUCUUGGGUCCAAUGCUUUUCUUACUCUUCAUCAACGAUCUUCCUGAUGUCAUUCCUGAAUCUACAUCAACAGGACUGUAUGCUGAUGAUACCAAAUUAUAUAGAGAAAUCUCAACUCCAGAGGAUUGUUCACAAUUACAAGAAGCUUUAUCGUGUGCGGAUGUUUGGAGUAAGGAUAACAACAUCAACUUUAAUCCCUCAAAAUGUAAAAUAUUGACAUUCUCCCGCCGUAAAACACCUUUUCUUUUCGAAUAUUAUCUGGGAUCAUCCGAAUUGAAGCGUGUGAAUGAUGAAGUUGAUCUGGGAAUCACAGUGACCAGUAACCUUUCAUGGACAACCCAUAUCAACAAAAUAAAAGUCAAGGCGAACAGGUUGAUGGGUUUGCUUAGCAGAACAUGCCCCUUGUUAACAGACCGCAGUAUCCGGCGCACUCUGUAUCUUUCGCUCGUCAAGUCGCAAUUAUGCUAUGCCACAGAGGUUUGGUCUCCCUCCCAAAAUAAUAACAAAUUAUAUCUGGAGCAAGUCCAAAGGCGUGCAACAAGAUGGAUCCUUCAAUCGAAGAAAGGUGACAUGACCUACAAGGAUAGAUUGCUGGCUCUGAAUCUUUUACCACUGGUGUUUGACUUGGAAAUUAAGGAUCUGACAUUUAUGUUUAAAACUUUGCAUAUUUUGUAUGAUUUGGAUGGUUUCAAUUUUGUGUCAUUUGUUAAUCAUAGUCGUACCCGUAAUUGUAAUAAUCCUUCUCUAGUGCUUAAAGUUCCGUCAUGUAAAAGUAGCACUUUUCAGACAUCGUUCUUUAACCGUAUUGUUCCACUCUGGAAUCAUACUUGCAAAAUUGCUUCGCCUAGAGAUCUUCGCAGUUUGGCAACGUUUAAAUCCUUCUUAUCAAGAACAUACUUCAAUUUAUUAAGUAGUAGUUUUGAUGUGGACAUGUGCUGUACGUGGUCUUUAUAUCGUAGCUGUUCAUGCCAUAGAAAUAGUUAAUUCUGAUGUAAAUAUAUACCAGCUCCUCGUGUAAGGGUUUGUUUUAUCCUGAUUCAGUUUUCUAAUUUUUAAUAUGAUUAUACAAAUCUGUAUUAUGUGGUGCAAUAUCUUCCUAAUUUGAAUUAAUUAAUCAGCUGGUAUAUGUUUACCAAUUUAUAAUUUUUUUGUAAAUAAUGAUAUUAGAUGUAAACGAAAUUCAAGAGGGAGAGUGGCUCGCAUCGGGCUUGAGUCCCGUUCGCACUCUUGCCGUUUGAACAUCGUUCAAUAAAGCUGUUAAAACUAAACUAAAACUAAAGGCCGAAAAGUAAACUUCCUUCAUGAAAACCGCCUUGAGAAGUGUCUAGUUUAAAAAUUUAACUCUUACUAUCCAUUUCAUGAGCAUAUUUUGGUUACAUGUUAAAUAUUUUUGUACUUGAUGAGAUUCAAAAUUUGUUGUAUAUUCAUGGUCCGGCUCUAGUGUAAUUUUGGUGAUGACUGGAAAAUAAAUGAAGAUCGAUUUAAAAACUGGCCGUGGUCUCACGAUAAAACUUUCCAAAAAUGUUAUCUGUUUCAUGUAUAUUUAUUUGAUGUCUUAGGUACAAGCGUAAAAAUAGGGGUUCAUACAGUUUACGAGGUUAUAAAGUGCAUGACUUGCCUCUAUUUUUAUAUAAACAUUCGAAAUGUUUCGACAGCAAAGUAGCAAAGAACUUAUUAAAGUAGCAACUGUUUCAGAUCGAAUCACACACGGACAGCACACCAAGGACAAUGGCAGGGUACUGAAAUAGAACGUCACUAAAAAGUUCUGUAUGAUUAAUUUAGAUCAUGUCCAUUUCCAACAUAAAACAGUCAUUUAUUUUGUACCAAACAUUUGGCAAUAUUUACAGAAUUGCGCCUUUUUGUAAACACGCGUUGUAUGUAUUCCACGCAAUUGCGUGGCUCAUUUUGAUCGCGCAUGCUCAGGUAAAUCUCCCACCUGUUAUCUGAAGCUUGAAGUGUGUCCCAUAAUAAUUCCUGACUACCAACUCUCAUCAACUCUCAUCCUCGUUUGACCGCGGCUUUAAUUUAUAGCCUACCCGUACUUUCACGAUUGUAAAAUAUUGUUACAUGCAGCUUUGCUAUACACAGCUAUUUAACUAACCCGAAAAAGCGUUCAGAAAAUAUUGGAGGAAUGGUCGCUCCCUCCCCCAUCAACCCCCCAAUAUAUUAUGUUUUCCAUUGUAUAGGUGAAUUAUUAUUUAAGAAAAUUACAAACAAAGCUUUCUAUUUACCUACCUGCAACAAGUUUGAACGAAUUGUUAGUUAAAAGUGUCCAACGACUUAAACCACUAUCUCCAAGUGUCCCGCGCAAUAUAACUUUGCCGUCCGGUAAUACAACCAAAGGCGUACAAUUUGGAUAGGGCCCUUGACGAACAGUCGACACUUUUAGUGAGCCAAGAUCGAUUUGACAAACUUUCAUAUUUCGGCUGCACGUGUAAAUUAUGUUCCCAUCGCAUGCUAUUUCGGCAAAUGUGGUCAAUGAUGAUGGUAAGGUGACCACCCACUUUCCAUCAUAGUUCUGCCACUUCCAUAUAACAACUCGCUUGUCGUCACAUCCAAUUAUAACUAGCCUCGCGUCCGAACUGAAGCGAACUAAUUCAGCUUUACUAUCAAGCUCAAUACCAGUAAUCUCAUUGCCAUUAAGCAAGUCCCAAACCUUAAAAAAAUUAAGAGGAAACAUUUUGUACGUUAGGUAACACAUGCUCAAAACUAAGUAAACAACUAUAAUUCAAAAUUUGCAUUUUUUAUACGUUUUAAUUGCUUAAAAGUAUGUUUAGCGCAUAAUCAAAAAUAAAAUAAUGCUAAAAUAAAGAAAUUUUAGCUGGUACGCCAAAGAGAAAACGCAGUUUGCAGUUCAGUAAGUUUGCUUAUAUUGGCGUAAAUAUAAAUUCUCUCUAUUGCUUACAUUACUAUUUUGUUUCUUAAUUUAACUGGCCUAUGUAUUUUAAGCUAACUGUGUGCACUAGAAAAUACUUAGAUCUUUAUUAUGUUCGAAGGGAAAGUUCAUGUGGCUAUGCGUUUCCUCACCGAAAACAGCCAGGGCAGUCUUCUCAACAUCACGGUUGAUGUUUUGGAUCAACUCAAAAUGAAGCAUCCAAGUCCUGCUGUAAUUCUUAAGGAAAGCCUGUUAUAUGGUCCAAGAAACCAGUUACCUGAAAUAUACUUCUCCAUCGACGAAAACACCGUUCUUAGAGCAGCUGUGAACACAAGAGGCAGCGCGGGAGGUUCAUGCAUUGAUGCUGAUCAGUUCAGACGCAUUACAUUAUCAAACAACUUUUCCGAAGAAGAGAAACGUCUCAGAGAGGAAAUAUCUAUAUUUGCCCAAAAAUUCACAACGACACCAUUAAAUUUUUCUAUUCUGUAAGCCUACUUCGCCAAAUUGUCUUAUCGCUAUUGAUAAAAAGCCCGGGGUACGGCCAAUUGGUGUUGGCGAAAUUUUACGCCUAACUGCCUGGAAAGGCUCUUUCCUGGAAUCUCAAACAUGACAUCCCAGACGUUUGUUGGCCGAUUCAAGCAUGUGGUGGACACAAUGCUGGCUUUGAAGCUGCUAUACACGCGAUAGCAACCAUCUUCAACGAAGAUUCGACCGAUGGCGUCAUCAGGUUGACGCAACCAAUGCUUUCAACUCAAUGAAUCUCGUUGUGGCUCUGCACAAUGUACAGGUCCCAUGUCCACCUAUUCCUAAGUCCUCAUUAACACCUAUCGCAGUCCUUCUCGCCUCAUCAUCUUAGGCGGUGGUCAAAUCCUUAGACAAGAAGCAACUACCCAAGGAGGCAACUUGGCAAUGGCCUUUUACUCUAUAACAACAACCUGAUAAUAAAUACUUUGCGACUGCAAGCAGAAACGGUCAAACAAGUUUGGCUUGUUGAUGAUGCUGUGGGUGCCGGCGAAUUGCAUAGCCUUCUGGAUUGUAUUAAUAUCCGUAUCAAUAAAGGACGAAAUAUGAAUAUUACGUAAGUUCGGGAAAACCGUAGCUAAUUCUAAAGAAAAAGGAGAAAUUGAGCAAAACCCAAGACAUGUUUAAAAAUCUAAACUUAAAUAUAACAGUGGAGGGAAAAAGACACAUUGGCGCAGCAUUGGGUUCAGAUGCACUUAAAGAAGCAUAAUCUGAAGAAAAAGUCUAAGCCUUCAUAGUGCUUGUAACUUAACGUUUAUGCAAAAUUGCAAACCACAGCCUCAUCCUGCAUAUGUUGCCUAUUUACAUGCACAAAUUUACCUAUUUCUUGAGAACAAUCCCAAACACGUUAGCUCUGUUGCAGCCAAUCGAAGAUAUCAUAACGCAUCAGUUUCAUUCAACCCUAUUCGGAUCGGAAAUUGCCACUGAAGCUCGCCGCCUCUUUUCCCUACCUACUCGUCUCAGGCAUUGAGGUAUUAGUAACCUGGAGCAAGAUGCGGACUUUAGCUAUUACACAAGUAAGUCCAUCUUUGCCCCACUGGCAUCUCUAAUUGUCAGUCAACAACACACUCUGCCAGAUGGUGAAUAUGAGGAUCAACUUAAAAGAGUUUGUAUAGCGCAAGGACUCAAAAGUCAAAUCAAUGAUAAUGUGAUGCACUCAGGUGAAUAAAAUGCUUGUAAUGUUACUCUGAAUGUAUAUCCACACCGAGCAGGCUUGGAAAAUAUGCCUGGCGAUGGUAGGAAUCGAAUAUACGACCUUUGGAAUACUAGCCCAAUGCUCUGCCAACUGAGCUACGCGAUCAAGUCGGUUCGAGUAUGUAAUAUCCAUUCCAUUCUCGUACACAGAGGCCUUCUUACGCGCAGUAAACGGAGCGCGACGAGGGGCUCUGGAAAAUCCAUAUGAAACAAGCAUCUGAUUGGCCACAACAAAGGUUACUGUUCUAAUACCGGAUAUAUUCUAUUACCAGGUUUUUAUGAUGUCUGGUUAUGAAUUCUGUCAGAGCCCCUCGUCGCGCUCCUCGUCGUUGACCGCGCGUAAGAAGGGCUUUGGAGUAGAUAACCCCCCUCCCCAUAUAGCACCGGAAGUAAUUCAAGCGAAUGACAUCAACAGUGGGUGUACGUCCGAGCGUUCGUACUUAGCGUGCGUACCUAGCGCGCGUUCAAGCGUUCGUCCAAGCGUUCGUACUUAGCGUGCGUCCAGUUUAUUAAGCAUUACGUAAUUGGUUAAAUGGGCCCAAACCAAUUGAAUCCUUAGCAUCCCAGAUAGCUGUAUAAAUAUCCAUGAUUUUAACCUGGUUAGAAAAGACCGCUCUGGUCAACGCUGGGGUGGAUUUUGUGCAUUCGUAAAAUCAAAUAUCCCAUUCGUGCCUCUUCCUGACUUAUGUUGUCCAGAUCACGAGAGUCUGUGGCUAAAACUUCGACCCUAUCGACUUCCACGGGAAUAUUCCUGCAUAGUUGUUGGUCUUGUAUACCAUCCACCACAGGCCGAUAAUAACGAACUGUAUGACCACCUCAUAACCUCGUUGGAGAAAAUUUUAGCAUCUUACCCAACAGCAGGUGUAAUUGUUAUGGGUGACUUUAACCAGUUCGACUCCAAACGCCUUUGCAGAAACACGUCACUUAAACAAAUUGUAAAGAAACCUACCCAUGGGAAUGCAACUGUAGAUUUAAUAUUUACUAAUAUGAAACGUUGUUACAAUGACCCUGAAAUACUCCCUGCUAUUGGACAAUCGGAUCACAUGUCAGUCCUGUUACACCCCGUUAGUAACAAUCACCGCCCUAAUACCAUUUCCAAAGUCUGGGUUGGAAAGCGGAAGCAAUCAAAUAUGCAGGCAUUUGGUCGAUUUGUUUUGGAUCUUAACUGGAAUGUACUUUCGCAGCUACCCGAUUGUCAAAAAAUGUGUGACCUGUUUUAUGACAUUAUUCUCAUGGGUUUGGAUACAAUUUUUCCCCAAAAAUCUGUUAAACUUCACUGUAGAGACAAAGCGUGGAUUACCCCUGAAAUCAAACUCCUCAUCUCCCAACGACAAAAGGCCUUUGCCUUGGGAAAUACAAUUGAAUACAACAAAUUGCGAAAUAAAGUAAUUCACGUCGUGAAACAGGCAAAGUCUAAGUACUUCGAGUCUCAAGUGAAUCAUCUAAAAAAUUCAAAGCCAAGGAAAUGGUGGAGUGCUAUUAAAAACCUAGCUGGCUUUUCUUUAAAGCCUGCCUUCCAUUCUGCAGAGGUGAAUGGAACUAUCCUGCAGGGACGAGACUUAGCACUCGCUGUUAAUAACGG
Messenger RNA from Paramuricea clavata, 6701 nucleotides. Lineage: Eukaryota; Metazoa; Cnidaria; Anthozoa; Malacalcyonacea; Plexauridae. The record is from the annotation of a GenBank genome assembly.